Moneuplotes crassus is the source of this 1164-nucleotide messenger RNA. The record is from the annotation of a GenBank genome assembly. NCBI's taxonomy places the organism in Eukaryota, Ciliophora, Spirotrichea, Euplotida, Euplotidae.
AACAAAUGGGCUGCUGAUGCUGAAAGAAAAAGAAACCACAGGCUUUACCCCCGAUGACUGAUCUUGAACUUCCAGUUCCGAACUUUGAAGAAACAAAGUUUGCUCAGCCAUCAACCGGAGAUCUGAUUAAUCACCUGACUGAUCGUCCAAGUCCAAGGAAGCCUAAGCCUAAGCCUAAGAAGCCAGCUAAACUGGAUGUUUACAAGUUGUUACCAAAAGAUAUGUAUUCUUAUUACGAGAAGAAGGGAUUACCAGAUGCACCAGCAAAGCUUGAUCAGUACCUAAAAGAUGUCUAUUUCACACUCAAUUUAUGAAGACAGGAUCCUAUUUUCUUUGUAAACAACUUCCUGGAACCCAUGAGGGGCAGAUAUUCCAAGAGCAAUUACUACAAGGACUUUAUGAACAACUCAAAGUUUACAGUUGAAGGAAUUUCUGAAACUGAUGAAAUAAUUGAUAAAUUAUCUGCAAAGAAUGUUCCAAAAACAAGCCCUCUUGAGUGGAACGCAUCUCUCUGAGAGUUAUGCGAGGCAUUGAUUGGCACACUAGAGAUAGAGAACUAUAAUACCAUCAAGUCUGGAGGUGUCUACGAAUGAGAUAUUUCUAGACAUGGGAUCAACCCUACAUCGAAAGUUUAUGAUUAUAUAGAAGUUGGGUCUCAGAUCGGCUUUGAAGCACUUUCUCGCAUAACUUUCUAUGAUCAUGAAAACAAGAUCUCUAUUCGUGAUGAAAAUUGGAAAUAACAUUGGCAUAGUAUUCAAAGAACGAGUGGGAAGCUACCAGAACGUAACUUACAUAAUUCUAGGAGAUGCAGCAAUUGAUGAUUUCACACCAGUUCCUCAACAAGUAUCCUCAUCAGCUGCUGAGCCAACUAAUCUUAAGAGAUGGUAUCAAAACGUUCCUCAGAAGGGACCUCAAGAGCCCAGCUCAGGUUUACGUAACUCAAUAGCUCAUAAUGAUAAAACUAAUGACAACUCGACAGCUCCUGUAUUGGACCAAUACAACUCAAACUUCUUAAAUGAACUUUGGCCUGAGGUUGAAAAAUCAAAGCCAAGCGCUAUUGAAGAAUUCAAGCCCAAAUAUUUAAUGGGAAACACAGGCAGAGCUUCUCCCAUUAGAGUCUCCCUCGAUGAACGGUUGAAUCAAUUUAAAGCAGAGAAUCUAGAC